Varanus komodoensis (Komodo dragon) is the source of this 598-nucleotide messenger RNA. It is a transcript of the gene SNRPE, whose product is annotated as small nuclear ribonucleoprotein polypeptide E. Gene Ontology annotation, biological process: spliceosomal snRNP assembly; mRNA splicing, via spliceosome. Gene Ontology annotation, cellular component: U4 snRNP; U5 snRNP; U2 snRNP. Gene Ontology annotation, molecular function: RNA binding. Bases 110 to 388 code for a protein of 92 amino acids. The record is from RefSeq and is a predicted model, not a curated record. NCBI's taxonomy places the organism in Eukaryota, Metazoa, Chordata, Lepidosauria, Squamata, Varanidae. The transcript has 5 exons.
AUUCGCGCGCGUGCGUGCGAAAGAAAGAAGUUGAAGCGGGCUGCUCGCUGUUGGUCGUCGUUGAGUGUCGAAACGACUUUCUGUGCGGUCCCCGAUCCAGGUUUCGGCCAUGGCGUAUCGCGGACAGGGCCAAAAGGUUCAGAAGGUGAUGGUCCAGCCCAUCAACCUCAUCUUCAGAUACCUUCAGAAUAGGUCCAGGAUUCAAGUGUGGCUGUAUGAACAGGUGAACAUGCGAAUAGAAGGCUGUAUUAUUGGGUUUGAUGAAUAUAUGAACCUGGUUCUGGAUGAUGCAGAGGAGAUUCAUUCCAAGACAAAAUCAAGGAAACAGCUGGGUCGAAUCAUGUUAAAAGGGGACAAUAUUACUCUUCUACAAAGUGUUUCUAACUAGAAAUUGUUAUCCAGUGUACUCUGAUUAUUAUUUUUAUCUUUAAACUGCAGAAGAAAGUAUGUGGUACUUAAUGUUGUCUCUUCCCAAGUUCUACCCUGGUGUCUGAGAAGUGAGAGAAGAAUGAAGCAAGUUAUGCUUAUGAACUUUUCAAUAACUUUUUUAUAUUGGUGUGGAGCUCUAGUUCUUUCUAAAUAAAAAAUAUUAGUAAAA